Erythranthe guttata (spotted monkey flower) is the source of this 1358-nucleotide messenger RNA. RefSeq lists its product as uncharacterized. Gene Ontology annotation, molecular function: zinc ion binding; ubiquitin-protein transferase activity. NCBI's taxonomy places the organism in Eukaryota, Viridiplantae, Streptophyta, Magnoliopsida, Lamiales, Phrymaceae. Gene Ontology annotation, cellular component: membrane. The record is from RefSeq and is a predicted model, not a curated record. Gene Ontology annotation, biological process: protein ubiquitination.
GAGGUAAGAUUCGAGAACAACGUCAUUAUUAUUAAUAUUUUAUUAUUUAUUUAUUAUUAUUAAUAGGCAAAAGUAGCUGAAAGCAAAACGCCUAAAUAUGAACAGAUACUUGUAAAUUAUCAUCAAAUUGACCUUCAUUGUUUGCUUGGUUGAGCUACAAAUUCGCGAUAUUCUUCUUUUAGGAAUUGCUGUGGUUGUUAUUGAUUGAGGUGUUAUUGGUGAGGAAGAAGGGUUGUAAAUGGGUGAGCAUUUGGUAGUGAAUGUGGACCAGCUGGCAAAGGCUGAGGGAGUUGGGCCUAGCCAACCAGUUCCUCAGGCUAUGGGAUGUGGGCCCUCGGGAAAGAAUCCCGAAUUAGUUGCUUCGUCGUCAGCACCGCCGAAAGAUGAUAAGGCGGCGGUGGCGGAUGAUGAUGAUGACGUGGAUGAGGAGGCACCUCUGAUAGGUAUGGGGGAGUGCCGAAUUUGUCAAGAGGAGGAUUCUUUCAACAAUUUGGAGAGCCCUUGUGCUUGCAGUGGGAGUCUUAAGUAUGCUCACCGAAAAUGUGUUCAGCACUGGUGCAAUGAGAAGGGGGAUACUACUUGUGAGAUCUGCCAUCGGCAAUAUCAAUCAGGCUAUACUGCGCCUCCACGACCUCCAUCCGACGAGACCACCAUUGACAUUGGGGGAGUAUGGCAAAUUUCAGGCAACCCACUCGAUAUGCACGAUCCUAGGCUUGUAGCACUUGCUGAGGCUGAACGCCAGUUGUUCGAAGCUGACUAUGAUGAUUAUAACGGUACAAAUAGCAGCGGCACUGCCUUUUGCCGUUCAGCUGCUCUAAUUUUGAUGGCUCUUUUGCUACUGAGACAUGCUCUGUCCAUCACUGGUGAUGGAGAUGGAGACGGAGAUGAAGAUGCUUCCACUUUCUUCUCCCUAUUCUUGCUUCGAGCUGUUGGCUUUCUUUUGCCAUGCUAUAUAAUGAUCUGGGCCAUCAGUAUCUUGCAACAACGUAGGCAAAGACAGGAGGCAGCAGCACUAGCAGCAACUCGAUUUGCGAUAGUGGUACAAGCGGCACAAAGAAGAGGACUCAUCGUAGCUUCAUCUGCACCUGCAGCCACUCCUCAACCCGAACAUGUUUGAUAUUUUUUUUAUUUAAUAAUAAUAAUAAUAGUUUCUGCAUUGGCCAUAUCUUGUGCCUGGUGCAUUGCAUUGCACCACUAUUUUAAUGUUAUUACAGUUGAGUUUUCCGUUUGAUUUCGUUGUUAAAUGUGUAUAUGAAUGUUUGUCCGGUGACAUCUUUCAACGGCCGAAACUGUACUCUAGUUUUAUGUAUUUGUAAUUUAUGUAUAACCACCAUAUAUUACUAGUUGUCGGUUCGCUU